GAAAUUCAUCGAGAUCAACAUCAUUGAGGAAGAUAGCUACGAGAAGGACGUCCUCUUUUAUGUUGACAUCGGAGAGCCUGUCGCCAGCGGAGAACCCCCAGCCAAACCCCAAAGAAAGAAAAAGUCUAUAAAAGGAGAUGACGACGACUUAGGCUUCGAGUUCGCCAACAAGGACAGUGAACUGACGGAGGAUGAAAAGAUCGCGCUGCUGGGCAAGCCCAAGCUGGGCAACGCCACCCGCACCCAGAUCAGGAUCAAGGAGAACAAGGAAUACCGGAACAUGGUGGACAAGCUGGUGAAGAAGGCCAAUGCGUCCAUGCUCGUCGGGUCCUCGUCGUGGAGGGAGCAGUUCACUGAAGCCAUCACCGUACAGGCCGGCGAAGAAGGGGACGACGAGGACGAGGAGGGCGGCGAGGAGGUCCUUCCCUCCUGCAUGGAUUACGUCAUGCACUUCAUCACCGUCUUCUGGAAGGUCUUGUUCGCCUUCGUUCCUCCCACGGAUUACGCCAAAGGUUAUCUCACUUUUGUCAUAUCCAUCUUGGGUAUUGGUCUCCUGACUGCAUUUAUCGGUGACCUCGCCUCCCACUUUGGCUGCACCAUUGGCCUUAAGGAUUCUAUCACGGCUAUUGCCUUCGUGGCUCUGGGCACCAGCGUUCCAGAUACUUUCGCCUCCAAGGUGGCGGCCCAACAGGACCCUUACGCUGACGCCUCCGUCGGCAACGUCACGGGCUCCAACGCCGUCAACGUCUUCCUGGGUAUCGGCAUUGCGUGGACCAUGGCCGCGAUCUACCACAACGUGCAGGGCAGAGACUUCGAAGUGUUGCCCGGAAACCUGGCCUUCUCGGUGACACUGUUCUGCGUGGAAGCCCUCGUGGCCAUCGCCGUCAUGAUGAUUCGGCGACACCCCAAGAUUGGAGGUGAGCUCGGCGGGCCCAGGACGCCGAAGUUGGUCACCUCCGCCUUCUUGGUCUUCCUGUGGGUGUUCUACGUCCUUAUGUCCACCCUCGAGGCCUACAGCUUCAUCCCCUCAAUUGGAACAGCCAAGUAGGCGGGCUCCCUCAGCCCUCACUUGUUGCACCGUGUUAACGGGCUGUCGCGGACCGGAGACCGCCGCCUCACCAACGCCCACAGCGCCAAACUUGCAUCUCGUCUUUGCACAAACUUAGUUCAGCGACAGUGAAAGAGUGGUGCUCCAGCCACUACCGUCGUUUACAACUGUGGCCUCGCCGUGAUGGUGGCCCCCCUGGCAGCGUGCCCCGGCCACCCCAGCACCCAACCCGCCGGCGGCAACGUCAGUUGAAGCCGGUGGCCCCACCAAACCUCCCGGCGGCUACACCAAGUUUUUGGCAAGAUCAGACAGAGAAACAUCCACCCUCAUUCCUUGUAUGUUAAGAUCAUUUGUUUCUUUUCGGCAGCACAUGGACGAUUGUUUUCACCGAGUUGCUACUGUGUGCUCCCCCUCCCCCCUUCCCCCGCCUCCUCCGAAGUGUCGCCUCGUUAAUAACACUCGUUGUCUCGCUUAGUUGACACUCCAUCACCGGUACUGCUAGUUUGACUGCUUGACAUCCCCCUCCUUCAAUGCCUCACCGCCACCCACCCUUCCAACCACCACCAUCACCUCCGACACCACCACCAUGACCAUCACCGCCACAAAACCACCCCCACCACCACUACCACCACUCAGCCGCCGUAGGAUCGUAAGUCUCGUUGGGAUCGUGGAGUACAAGCCAGCCAGUCACUCACUCAGUCAGUAGUUUGCGCAUAAUUAAUUGAAGCGGAAGAAAGUGUGUACUAAUCAAAAUAUCUGGAAAAAGCUAAACCAUUCAGAUGAGUGCCUUCAUAUCUCAAAAUACUAAUUAUUAUAAUCUUUUUGAGGUCCACUAGUCUCGCUUUUUUGUUUCUAGAGGCCAGACAUGGACACUCGCUGGCCAGACCACGCUGGACCAGCCCUGUGUUUGAAAAAAUAAUGUAGCUACUACUACUACCAUUACUACUACUACUAUUACUACUACUAGUACCGUAAUUACUAGUGUCAACACUACCACUACUACUACAUUACUACUACUAACACUACUUCUGUCACCUCUUGCUAACUACUACUACGACUACUACUUCUACUACUACUACUACUACUACUACUACUGAUACUACUACUGAUACUACUACUACUACUACUACAACUAUCAUGCAUAAAUAACUCAGAAAGAGUUAUCCCGUCAUCCAUCACAUUUGUUAUUCAUCACACCCUUCAUCAUCACCCUGAGAAGCGUGUUAUUAUUAUAAUUAUUAUGAUUCUCUCUCUCUCUCUCUCUCUCUCUCUCUCUCUCUCUCUCUCUCUCUCUCUCUCUCUCUAAUAUAUGUAUAUAGAAAAUAUACAUAUAGAUAGCUGAAUGGAUAGCUUUUCCCAUUCUCUUGUUUUUUUUCUCCCUCACUUUCUCUAUCUUUGUCUCUUACGAUAAAGAAAAAAAAACAUUUGAAAAAAAAUCGAAGAACGUCAUUUUCGUUGGGAGUGUUACAUGUUUUAUGUUCGAUAAAAAAAUGUUGAAUGUUACUCUAUUAUUAUUGAUAAGGUCCACAACCUUUCUGGGUAAAACGAUGGAGCAAUCAUCAGUGGGUAUUCUAGGUAAUAUGAUUGUCAAAUGUUACAAUGCUGAAACCACUUACUUCCCGUUUACUUCUGUAUAUGUGUAUGUAUGUAUGUUCUUCCCCUACGCCCCCCCCCCCCUUCUCUCUCUCUCUCUCUCUCUCUCUCUCUCUCUCUCUCUCUCCCUCAUAAAAUUUUCUCCCCCCAUGCUGCUCUAUGGGUCAAGUAUUAGUCUCCUUCUUUGGUCUCCGUAAGUCUCUGUAUAUACUCCUCAGAACUUGCUCUGUAAAUAGAUUGUUGUAUAAAAAGUUCCGUGACCGACCGUAGUCAGUUUUGUACGCGAACCGGAAUCUUUCAAACGUUGAUAUUGAUGAAACACACACAACUCUUGCCAGUCGAGAGUUCUUAUAGCCGGUGGCGUCAACACCAUUUUCUUAGUCAACUUACUCAACUCAGCUCGCUCGUAACUAACUCCGGAGCGACAGCAAACUAAAAGACAAAACCAAGCCUCCAUUUUCUUCUCUUUUUUCCUCAUUAUCUUUCUCUCGUUGCCAGGCAUACUCAGGAUACAAUAUGGUAUACCUCUUCCCACCCACCUCUUUCUACCUCUAAAUAUGCCCAUCUUCGUUCUGAAUUUCUCUCUCUGCCUAUCGAUCUGUCUCAGCCGCCGCCUUCACUUGUCCCGCUCACGAGGUGUUUGAAAGUCUGCCGUGAUCCUAACAGCCAUAUUUUCUGGAGCAAAUGGUCGUAUGUGUUUGUGACGGAGUUUUUGACCCACGUGGCUUCCCUCCGAGUCCCGCGCCGCUGUGUGCCGGGACAAGGCGGAGCUGCACGAUGACGCCGACUUAGAGAGUAGUUCUUGGACAGCAACACUAUUUUUUUGAAACUUAGUUGAUUAAUGAUAGUCGAUGAAUGGCUCCAGCAGGUGCAGCUGACACACCUGGGGGAUCAUAUAUAUAUUAUCACGUUCAGCAGCAUAAUAAUAUUUCUGAACAUUUUUUUUUUCCUUGUUGUUGUGUUCAGAGUUUUUCAUUUGCUCAGGCCCGUGUUGGCUGCACACUUCAGCCAAAAAAGUAUUAAGUCUCGUAACCAUUAAACAAAUAAAAAAAAUGUCAUGAAGUUUGUCCUUUUUAAUAAAAGUGCCAACGUUAGCGUGAGGGAUACGUCGUCAGGGCAAAAUAACUAAAGGAAAAAAAAGAAUAAGAAAAUGCGACGCUUGUCAUGUUCGGGGUGUGUGAGAAAUCUUCAGAAAGUUACUACUAAAUAAACUUUAGGAACCUCCUCGCCGCGGCCACUCGCCUGCCGCAGUGGCCGCGCUGCGUCUCUCAGCGCCGUUUUCAUUAGUCUACCAGGAACAACUGACAUGCAUUUUUCCUCGUCUAUGUAUUCUCCUUGCGUUUCUUAAAGUUAGCAAUAAAAAGGGUAUAACAAAAAAC
Molecule: messenger RNA, 4020 nt
Organism: Eriocheir sinensis (Chinese mitten crab)
Lineage: Eukaryota; Metazoa; Arthropoda; Malacostraca; Decapoda; Varunidae
Product: sodium/calcium exchanger 1-like
Exons: 8
Coding region: 281-1048 (255 amino acids)
Biological process (GO): sodium ion transmembrane transport; calcium ion import across plasma membrane
Cellular component (GO): postsynapse; axon; sarcolemma
Molecular function (GO): calcium:sodium antiporter activity
Source: RefSeq, a predicted model, not a curated record